Messenger RNA from Cloeon dipterum, 1494 nucleotides. RefSeq lists its product as uncharacterized. Bases 271 to 1023 code for a protein of 250 amino acids. The transcript is spliced from 5 exons. NCBI's taxonomy places the organism in Eukaryota, Metazoa, Arthropoda, Insecta, Ephemeroptera, Baetidae. The record is from RefSeq and is a predicted model, not a curated record.
GUGAACACUCGUUCACUCGCUCGCACUGGCUUCUGGCUUGCACCAGCUGGCCGGCAAGGGAAAUCCCGCGCAUGACUUUGAGUUGUUUUUCGUUCGCUUUUGCGGCAUCAAGAUUGCGAAAAUUUGUAGAUUUCGGCAUCGCUUUAAUGAAAAGUAAGACUUUGAAAAUGUACCUGUAAAACUCAAGCAAAGAGUUCGGUAAAUUUUAAUUUCCUUCUCUCACAAAAUCUGCCGCAAAGACAUCAAAGAAAUUUCAACUUCACAACAAGAAUGAACGACGUUUCGGAAAUUCGGACUUCCACUGACAAUGAGCCAAAUUGCAAAACAGAGGAGGACAUGAAAAUGGACAUUGAUACUGUACCUCCUUCAGAAACAAAAUCUGAGGGAAAACUAUGGAACAGAGACUCUAAGGAAUCAGACUAUUUAAACGAAAUAAAGUUAAAAAACAGCUCAUUAGGAAGCAGUCAGAAAUCUCCAGUGAAGGUUAUAGAUACUCAAGAUGUAGAACAGCUCUUGUUAGAAAGAAACCAGAUGGUCAAAAUUGCUUACGACGUGUGCUGCAUGUUCAUUGAUGAUCAGAAUUUUAACUGUAACCAAGAUUCCGCUGAUUCUGGCAUAAGCGAACAAGAAGAACAACAAGUGACAGAAAAUUCAUUAAAGAACAAAUCUAAAAGAUGUGAUGAAGUAGCAGUUGUGCCAGCGAGGGUGACUCGAUCUCAAAGCAAAGCUGCUGAGACAGUGGAAACUUCAACACAGAAAACUGAAAGCAAUCCCGUCUUCUCUAUGGAAAACUUCCUCUCUCUGAACAAUGAUGCUUUUCAAAAAGCCAUGCUGAAUGCUGUGAAAGGAACUGAAGUUGGUGCCUUACUAAAUGAAUUGGAGCAACAGCGGGAGGAAAACAACCGACUGGAAAAGUAUUUGAUAGAGUUGGAGCAAAGACGGAAUACCCUUAAGCUGUAUUAUGCGACCACACAGAAUCUCAUUUUCCAGAGUGACCACGAAGGUACUCAGAUACAAACGUAACGGUUUGAUUGAUUCACAAAUCGUCCACGACUGAUGUUCUAGUUAUUUCCAAGCAAACCAAAUCCCCUCUGUACUGGGCACUAGCGCCUUUAGAAUGAGUGCCUGUUGUUUGUAGCAUUUAAGAGGUUUGCUCAACCAUGAUCUAAAUAGUUUGUAUGUGCAAGUCUCCUGACUGUUGUAUUUGUCGUUUAUGCUCAAAAUGGGAGUAUUAGCAUAGGUGCAAAAUUCGUCCAUCUCAAAUUUUGAAUUGCUCGGUAUGAUCGAAGCUCAAAUCUUGUGCAAUUAAUGGGACUACGCGUUAAUAUAGGAUUUUUAAGAUUUUAAAUAUUUGUCAGGUACAAACACAAAGUUACCAGUUUUUUUAUACCAAUGUGCCAGUGAAUGGUAAUGAAGUUAACUAUGCCAAAUCUGUCUUGCUGACGCCUUUUGAUCCAUUGGAGAAAUGGAGCAAUAAAACUAGUUUGUUACAUA